AUGGUGCGGCGCGGCGGCGCCGACGCCGGGCGGCUCGGCGGCGGCUGCACACACGUCGUCGCGUGCGGCCGCGUCUACGACGACCCCGUGUGCGCGGCGGCGCGGGCGCAAGGGAACAGGGUCGUCAGCGAGCUCUGGGUGGACGAUAGCCUCGACCGGGGUUUUCUCGCCGACGCCGACAGGGUUAUUUACUGGCCAACGAAAGAUUUGAACGGCAUACCAGGCAGCGACUCGCUGCAGAUUUGUCUGACGGGGUAUCAAAGGAAUGACCGUGAAGAUAUUAUGAAAAUGGUCUCUUUGAUGGGCGCACAUUUCUCCAAGCCUUUGUUGGGACACGUAGUCACUCAUCUUGUUUGCUAUAAAUUUGAAGGUGAGAAGUACGAGCUUGCCAAAAGGUUGGGGAUCAAGCUUGCUAAUCACCAGUGGUUAGAAGAUUGUUUAAAGUCAUGGGAAAUUCUUCCAGUAGAUGAUUAUAACAAGAGUAGUUGGGAACUAGAGAUAAUGGAGGCGCAAGCCAAGGAUUCAGAAGAUGAAGUAGAUGCUCGAACGCCAUUCAACAGCAGAUCUGGAGUUAAGCACACUCCCAACCCAAAAAACAGCAUAGGAACUUCUCACAAUUCUGUGGUCGAUGUACCGACCAGGCCAGCACCAAUUAUUCCCAGUGAUAAUCAAAAUAUGGCUGUGGAUAGACAUCUGAACACCCCAGAUCAUAUCAGAAAGGAAGAAAAUGUAGUCAACAAGACACAUCAUAUCACAGCUCAAGGCACUCCUAUCAUUAGUAGGUUGGCAAGUUCUGCUAACACUGAUAGUGGUGCUCCCGUUCAAACUCCUUCUGUUAUCAGUGGCAAUAGAGAGGAAGUUGCAGUAAGAGAUUUGGACAAUCCAAAUCAGGCCCAGCCAGCAGAAUACAAAUAUGUUGGUACAGACAUUGCAACUGGCGCAUUGGGCACCCCAAGCUCAAGCAGGAUGAAAGUUUCUGCUAACGAUCAUUCCCAUUCCCCAGAUGAGAUCCUCACAGUACCAAAGAACAUGGCAACUCCUAUAGCAAUGAAUGCAGGUGCUAACAGUGCUAGCAUGGAGGUUGAUGGAUCAGUUGUUAACAAUGUCAAUGCAGAGGUUUCUGAAUCAGGGAUUGAAAAAACGAUUCCUUACCAGUAUGCUGCUGUGAUCUCUAAAAAUGGUUCCAGUAGUGCAAGUACAACAAAAAAACAAACAACAUCACCGCAGAAGGUUCCACUUAGCAGAGUGGCGAGUGCCCUUGCUAAGAAGCAACAUAGUGUUCCCACUAAGGUAAAUGAUGCACAUGUAGGAUCCAAUUUGGAGUCGACUAAGGUGACAUCUGAGGAAACUAUUGAGAUCCAUUCCUCAGACGAGACCCUGAUGCUGCAAAAGAACAUAACAACGCCUAGCGCAAGGAAUGCAGGUGCCAAGAGGCCCCGCAGUGCUAACGCGGAGGUUGAUGGAUCAGUGGUUGGCAAUGGUAAGGCAGUAGUUUCUGAACCAGAGACUGACAAAAUGAUUCCUCACCAACAUGCUGGUGCAACCUCUGAAAAGGGUACCAGUAGUGCAAGUGCAACAGAAAGAAAAGCAAUGUCCCCAAAGAAGGUUCCAGUUGGUGGAGUGAGAAAAGGUGUUCUUGCAAAGAGGCAACAGAGUGUUCACACUAAGGCAAAUGAUGCACAUGUAGGAUCUGAUUUGGAGUUGAGUAAGCUGACUUCUCAUGAAAAUAUCGAGAUCCAUUCCUCAAGUGAGGCCCUCAUGGUACCACAGAACAUAGCAACUCCUAAUUCAAGGAAUGCAGGUGCCAAGAGGCUCCGUGGUGCUAGCAUGGGGGUUGAUGUAUCAGUGGUUGACAAUGGUAAGGCAGUAGUUUCUGAAUCAGAGACUGGCAAAAUGAUUCCUCAUCAGCAUGCUGGUGCAACAUCUGAAAAGAACACCAGUAGUGCAAGUGCAACAGAAAGAAAAACAACACCUCCAAAGAAGGUUCCAGUUGGUGGAGCGAGAAGUGUCCUUGCGAAGAGACGGCAAAGUGUUCAAACCAGAUUAAAUGAUGCACAUCUAGGAUCUGAUUUGGAGUCGAGUAAGGUGAUUUCUCACGAAAAUAUUGAGACAGAACCUAAGAGGUUUUGCAGCAGUGCAAAUGAUGAUGAACAUGGAAGAAAGUCACCCAACAAGUUGCUUAGUACGAGAGUGAAAAAUACAGUUGUUAAGAAGUCUCGAAAUUCUGACACCAGCACGACCGUUGAACCACAAGUUGAUAAAGCUGAAACAGUCCCUGCAGAGUCACUGUUUGAACCACAAGUUGAUAAAGCUGAAACAGUCCCUGCAGAGUCACUGUUUGAUGACUUGUUUCCUUCAGAAAAUGUUAAAGAUGACCCUAAAAAGCUUUCAAGCAGUGCAAGUGUGGAUGGUUGUGGCACAGUUUCCCCUGAGAAAAUAUUGAGAACUAGAGUUAGGAAAGUGGUUGCCAAGAGGAAAAUAAAAAAUAUGGAAGACAAGUCAGGCAGCAAGCAUGGCAAAAUUGGUAGUAGCAUUGCAUCUGCAGCUAAAGCACUCUCAUCAGAGAGAAUAGACAGUGCAUGCAAUAUCGAGAAAGCAACUGCUGACCAAGACUCCCUGAAGGGCAAUAAUGAUGGUGUGAGAGACGUAUCUGUAUUGUCUUUUAAAGAUACUGCCGCUGUAGACAAGUCAGAAGGAAUGCACAAUUCCAAGUUGAGAGGUAGUAGAAGAAAUAAGGCUCCUGCUUCAGAGCAUGAUAAUGAUAACCAACAAGACCAUGGUGAUCUCAGUUCUAGAACCAGUUGCGGAAAUGGUGGUUUGAAUUCCAAAUUUGCUUUGAAAUCAAAGAAGAAUAAAACAGAUAUGCUUGACAAGCAUGGAGGGAUAGACAAGUCAGAAGGAAUGCACACUUCUAAGUUGAGAUGCAGUAAAAGAAAUCAAGCUCCUGCUUCUGACCAUGACAACGAUAACCGACAAGACCAUGGCAGCAAAGAUACUGUCACUGUAGACAAGUCAGAAGGAACUCGCAAUUCUAAGUUGAGAUCUAGUGCAAGAAAUAAAACUCCUGUUUCAGAGCAUGACAAUGAGAACCAGCAAGACCAUGGUGGCAAAGAUACUGUCACCGUAGACAAGUCAGAAGGAAUGCACAAUUCUAAGUUGAGGAGUAGGGGAAGAAAUAAAGCUCCUGCUUCAGACCAUGACACUGAGAACCGACAAGACCAUGGUAGCAAAGAUACCGUCACCAUAGACAAGUCAGAAGGAACGCACAAUUCUAAGCUGAGAUCUAGGGCAACAAAUAAAACUCCUUCGGACCAUGACAAUGAGAACCGACAAAACCAUGAUCUGAAUUCCAAAUUUGCCUUCGAAUCCAAUCGUGGAAAUGGUGAUCUGAAUUCCAAAUUUGCUUUGGAAGCAAUGAAGAACAACACAGAUGUUGUUGACAAGCAUGGAGGGAUAGAAGGAAAUGGUGCUGGAACCUUGAUCACAUUGGACCCUGCAUGCUUUAUUUUAAGUGGACAUCGUCAUCAGAGAAAAGAUUAUAGGUCAAUACUUAGACGCCUGAAGGGACGAGUUUGCAGGGAUUCACAUCAUUGGUCAUAUCAAGCAACACAUUUUAUUGCCCCGACCCCCCUCAGGAGAACUGAGAAGUUUUUUGCGGCAGCUGCUGCAGGCAGGUGGAUCCUCAAGAGUGAUUACUUGACCUCUUGCAAUGAGGCUGGCAAGUUAUUGGCUGAAGAGCCAUUUGAAUGGUCUGGUACGGGCCUCAAUGAGGGUGAGACGAUUAGCUUUGAAGCUCCCAGGAAAUGGCGUGUUCUAAGGCAGCAGAUGGGUCAUGGUGCCUUCUAUGGAAUGCAGAUAGUCAUCUACGGACAGCUCAUUGCUCCAUCACUGGAUACGGUGAAGCGUGCGGUGCGUGCAGGCGACGGCAACAUCCUAGCAACUUCCCCGCCAUACACUCGGUUCCUGAACUCCGGCGUCGAUUUCGCCGUGAUCUCAGCAGGCAUGCCCAGCGCGGACGCAUGGGUCCAAGAGUUCAUCCGUCACGACAUCCCGUGCGUCAGCGCCGACUAUCUGGUCGAGUACGUCUGCAAGCCUGGCUACCCCCUGGACACGCAUGUCCUCUUCAAGACGAGCCGUCUGGCCACCAAGUCCCUGGACAAGCUGCUGAAGAGUCAGCAGGAGGUGGCCAUGGAUAACCUGGAAGCAUCCGAGGACGAUGGUGACGAUGACCUGAGCUGUGCAGCCUGCGGGAGCACAGACCGGGCGGAGGUGAUGCUGAUCUGUGGCAGCGAGGAUGGCACGGUCGGCUGCGGGGUCGGCAUGCACAUCGACUGCUGCGACCCGCCCCUGGACCACGUCCCUGACGAUGACUGGCUGUGCCCCAAGUGCGAGGCGCCCAAGGCCAAGAAAAAACCCCCUAGGGGCGCGGCGAGCAAGUCGAGAGGAUCAUCCAAGCAGCGGAGGUGAUUCUGGUUCUCUCGUCUUCUGUACUAGACUCCCUGUUUUAUCGAACACA
Hordeum vulgare subsp. vulgare (domesticated barley) is the source of this 4516-nucleotide messenger RNA. Its product is annotated as BRCT domain-containing protein At4g02110-like. The record is from RefSeq and is a predicted model, not a curated record. Lineage: Eukaryota; Viridiplantae; Streptophyta; Magnoliopsida; Poales; Poaceae. The transcript is spliced from 9 exons. Bases 1 to 4467 code for a protein of 1488 amino acids.